AUGGAAAAUACCAGCUGUAAUGACUCAGUGAGCGCUUUGGUGCUGAAUGGAUGCCGGACAGACAUUGAUGCGCUGCGGACGUUCAAAUUAGUGUUGACAUCAUUAUCUUUACUUUUGAUUUUUCUAUCCAGCAUUGCUGGUAAUAUGCUGGUGUUUUUAAUAUUUAUGAAACGUCCUGCACUUCUUACGAUUUCCAAUCGCUUUAUAAUGAACCUGUCCGUGUGUAACUGUCUCAAUACGCUGUUUGUGAUGCCAUUUAUGUUCGCCUCACUCAUUUCCAAGGAAUGGAUUUUUGGAGAUGUGGUGUGUCGCGGCACCGGAUUUUUAAUGAAUACAACGUUUGCGGCCAGUACCCUGACAUUAGUUGCUAUUUCAAUUGACAGAUACUGUGCAGUAGCUAUGCCCUUGCACUAUACUAUGAGAGUUACUUCCAAGCGUUCCAUUGCUAUGAUUAUUUCCGUUUGGACUGCCGCGGUGGUUGCGUCACUUCCGCCGUUGUUGGGAUGGAACAGUUAUGUUUACCAGGCGGACAAAGCUUCAUGCACUGUACUUUGGAUGAACAGGGACCCAUUUGCCCGAUACUACACACUGUAUUUGGUCGGAGUCACUUUUAUUUUGCCUCUCAUCGUUCUGGUGGCCUCUUACGUAGCCAUAUUUCGCUCGGCGAAAAACAAUUUCGAAAGAACCAGACGAAACAGUAUAGUGCCCUCAAAUAGUAUAGACGACGGAACUCAGACCCCGUUAAGAGACGGUAGACGACGGUCGAGUACGGCGCCCAUCUUGGUGCGGCGCCUUAGUUCGUCAAGUCGUAUAGCACCUCUUCCAUGGCAUAAGGACGAAUGGAAGACGGCGCUUACCAGUCUUCUGGUUGUCUCUACUUUUAUCAUUUGCUGGGUACCUUACUUUAUUAUCAUUGUGCUAGAAUCGGUUCUCAACGACCCGAACGUCAUUUAUCCUAUCCUAGAACUGAUUUCCAUACUCUUGGCUAUGUCGAGUUGUGCCAUCAAUCCCUUUGUGUACGUGUUCAGAAGUAAUGUAGCUCGACAACAGCUUAAGAUUAUCCUUGGUUUGAGAAGAGAACGUGAAGAGUACGCGAACGAAUCGCGGAGAGGAAGUGUGUGUGCAGCCAUCAAAGAAGGCAUCAUACGUCAGAGCAGUACAGAAUCAGACCUGGACGAGAAAAACAUACAAAACACGGUGUCACCGCCAAAAAAAUCGGCCACAUUAACGACACUGGUUCACGUGCCCAGCCUUGCUUCCAUGAGAGCCUGA
Molecule: messenger RNA, 1272 nt
Organism: Ylistrum balloti
Lineage: Eukaryota; Metazoa; Mollusca; Bivalvia; Pectinida; Pectinidae
Product: G-protein coupled receptor 161-like
Exons: 1
Coding region: 1-1272 (423 amino acids)
Biological process (GO): G protein-coupled receptor signaling pathway
Cellular component (GO): membrane
Molecular function (GO): G protein-coupled receptor activity
Source: RefSeq, a predicted model, not a curated record